Messenger RNA from Puntigrus tetrazona (Sumatra barb), 1397 nucleotides. It is a transcript of the gene armc1l, whose product is annotated as armadillo repeat containing 1, like. Gene Ontology annotation, molecular function: protein binding; metal ion binding. The transcript is spliced from 7 exons. The record is from RefSeq and is a predicted model, not a curated record. Lineage: Eukaryota; Metazoa; Chordata; Actinopteri; Cypriniformes; Cyprinidae. Bases 139 to 957 code for a protein of 272 amino acids.
GCCAAUCGGCUUGAAGUAUUUAGAAACGUCAUCGGGGGCCUUCAACCAAUUGUUUUGUUUAAAGAGAAGCAGUGGGAAGUUUUGUAUUUGGAGCGUACCGUGCGCUGUUAUAAAGUAGCGGUGGUGACAUCCACAAAAAUGAUGGACGCAUUAUCAGUAGUCACACAGCUGCGGGACCUCGCAUCUGAACCACAGAAUCGGGAGGCGAUUGUUCAGGACCAGGGUUGCCUUCCAGGGCUAGUGUUGUUUCUUGACCACAAAGACCACAAAGUGCUCUUUGCCACCCUCCAGGCUUUGCGGUACCUGGCUGAAUCACCCCGCAACAUCAACACCAUGAAAAAUGAGCUUGGCAUGAUGGUCAGCCUGGAGACACUAAUGGAGAGGACUAGUAUGACAACUGAUAUUACAGACCUUGCAGAAGAGGUGUAUGGUGUGUUGACUUCUCAAACACAGAAACCAGCUUGUCAGACUCCAGAGCAACAGAAAAGGAAGAACAAACCCCAGUUCUUCAUUAACAGCUCCAACAAGAAGGCUAAAUCAGUUACCCUGCAUAUACAAGGCUUGGAUGGGGCAGAUCAAAGAGGUGUGUGUGAGGAGGCCCUUUUGAGAGUCAAAGGAGUAAUUAGCUUCACCUUCCAGAUGGCUCUAAAGAGAUGUACUGUACGCAUCCGUGCCGACCUGCCCACUGAGAGUCUGGCCACUGCCAUUGCUGCCACAAAAGUGCUUUCGGCUAAGCAGGUCUUGAAAAAUGAAAACGGAGAAGAGGUUCUCAUUCCGCUCAGCACCUCUGGCUCAAAAGUAGAAGAGAAUUCCAAUCUGCCUGAUUACCUGCCAGAAGAUGAGAGCCCGGAGAAAGAGCUAGACCGUGCUGUGUCCCGUACUGGUGCUAAACAAGACACCGGUGGCAGCUGGCUGAACACAGCAGCCAGUUUCCUCACUAAAACCUUCUACUGGUAAAGACUAAGUUUCACAGACUUUUCCUAGCUGUUUUGGGACCUCAACAUUUUUAAGACAGAUCAGCUUAGAAGAGCAAGUUUCACCAAUAUUGGAUCAUAAAGCACCAGUGGAAGGUCAGGGAACUGACAAAUGGCGUUGGUCAAUUUAUGAGCAAAUGUAUCUUGUCACAACUCUGUACUGAUAUGUAGAUGCUGAGAUUAUGCUGUACAUUUAUAUAGGUUUAUGUAUUUCCUCCAUGUAAGGAACCAAAAUUUCCUGUUUUUUGCUGUCGAGUUUGUCUGCUGAAUCUUCUUUCCUCCUGAUUUCUUGUAAAUAUUUCCAUUGUGUGUUAUAAGGGGAAAGUAUCUAUACUGUGUGUCAUCUAACAUUGGAAACGACUGAAAAACAGAUUAAAUGUUUAAUGCUGUUUUGUGUAAAAUAAAGGUUUGGAAGGAAGAGUA